AUGAGCAGCACGGAACUAGAAACAGAAACACUGCAGCCCAAUAACCGCAAACGAAAUGCAGAGGCGGCAGAGAUCGAAAUAGACGUGGAGGCACCCGAACCUCCGUCUAAGAAAGCCCUUCGCAAAGCAAAGAAAGCAAAAGUAUCUGAGGGCAGCACGCUGCCCUCAGAAGCAAAGAAGGCAAUACCGUCAACCGAAACGCAAGAUGCAUCCCACAAGGAUACAACACGCUCCGAGUACGGGAUCUGGAUUGGCAAUCUCGCGUUUGGCACUACAAAGGACGACCUCAUAAAAUUUCUGACCUCUAAUCCAACGAACGUGAUCCGCCGAGAUCAGAUAACAAGGACUCAUUUGCCUCAGGCAUCACCGAAAUUUGGCAGACCGCAGAACAAAGGUUUUGCAUAUGUUGACUUCUCAGACCAAGAAUGCAUCGACACGGCGCUCAAGCUAAGCGAGUCUCUUCUGGGCGGCCGCCCGGUGCUGGUCAAAAAUGCGAAGAACUUUGAGGGUAGACCCGAACGAAGAAAAGACCUGCUCGAGAAGCAUACUCAGCCUCCAAGCAAGAGAAUCUUUGUUGGGAACCUGGAUUUCACCACCACGGUGGAGGAUCUGGAAUCGCACUUUGGAGUAUGUGGACCGAUCGUCCAUACGCACAUGGCCACGUUUGAAGAUUCAGGAAAGUGUAAAGGAUUCGCGUGGAUCGAUUUUGAACAAUUAGAAUCUGCAGAAAAGGCUAUGCGAGGAUGGGUUGAACGAGGAGAUGGUGUCGAAGACUCGCCCGCGAAGUCGAAGUCUUCAAAGAGCAAAAUCUUGCUGCACAGACUUCACGGCCGCAAGCUGAGAAUGGAGUAUGCUGAAGACAAGGCGGUUCGAUAUGAGAAAAGAUUCGGAAAGACGGCGAAAAAGACGGCAUCAGGAGAGGCGGAGACGAGAGAGGACAGGGGAAUCAUGGAGGUGAACGGCGAAGAAGAGAUUACCAAGCCCACGUACCACAAGACGACGAAGCCCAGCAAAGCUCAAGGGAAAUAUUCAGAGGGGACAGUACAGAGAUUGACAGGUGCAAUCAUCGAAAGUAAGGGCCAGCGAACAGUCUUUGAAUAG
Molecule: messenger RNA, 1101 nt
Organism: Fonsecaea erecta
Lineage: Eukaryota; Fungi; Ascomycota; Eurotiomycetes; Chaetothyriales; Herpotrichiellaceae
Exons: 1
Coding region: 1-1101 (366 amino acids)
Molecular function (GO): RNA binding
Source: RefSeq, a predicted model, not a curated record